UCGUUGUUUCAUGUUGUUUCUUUUGUUAUCGUGAAAAGUUUAUACCGUUUGUAAAAUUUGUAUCAUACAUUUCAUGUAAACUUUGUGCUCAGUUAGAAAUGUGAUGUGCCUUUUUCUUUUCUUUAAUUUUACUGUACGAUUGGUGAUUUAAAGUAGCAUUCUAUGUUUUGAUUCUGAUGUAUUGUCGCCAAAUCGGAUAGUUGGCGCCAAUGUUAAAAACUGGAUGGUACAUUUUGAAGAAAAUCAAUUUGAAUGCUCUAGGCAAGAUGGGCGUAAAAAACUCAAGCCCAAUGCUGUGCCAACUCUUUUCACUGUGCCUAAUCCCCCACAACUGUUGACCCCACAGCGUCUAAAAGGCAUUGGUUUACCAAAGCACCGUUCAGUUACAUCCAAUUUUUGUAAUGGUGGCUUGCUGCACAGUUUACCUUUAUCAACUGAAGCGAUUUCUGUUGCUGAACCAUCUGUUGUUCAUUUGCCACAACCUUCAGCUUCAUAUUUUGGAGAAAUAAAUUUUGCUGCCGAAGUAUCUGAUGUUUGUUUGCAAGAACAAGCUUCAACUUCAUCUUGUGAUAAAAUGCCAUCUAUUUGUGAAGGAUCUCAUGUUUGUUUGCAAGAACAGCCUUUAGCCUCAUUUUGCAAUGAAAUACCAUCUAUUUGUGAAGGCUCUGAUGAUGUUCUUUUAAGGAAUUUUAUAAAACAGCAGACUGAAUUGAUCUCGCUUCUGCAAUGCCAGAACAAAAUAUUACUGAAAGAACUUACAGCAACCAAAAAAAAAAAAAAAAAAUGAAAUUAAUGUUUUAAAAAAAUGGCAUAGCACUGAAAUUCAACUUCAUGACCUUCAAGUACAGCAUGAGGAAUUGCUGAAAGGAGUGAAAACAUUUCUUUCAGAUGAACAAAUAGCAAUGUUGAAAAUUCCUCGUAGAAGCAUUGCAAAAUGGUCUAACGAGGGAAUAAUAAAAGGCCUCAAAGUUAGAUUUGCCUUGGGCAAGCAUGGUUAUAAUUACUUGCACAGAAUAGGUUUUCCUGUGCCUUCAUACAGCACUUUAAAUAAAAGACUUCAAGGUCUUGAAAUGAAUUUUGGAGUCAUCAGUGAGAUGAUUGAACCUU
Molecule: messenger RNA, 1107 nt
Organism: Stegodyphus dumicola
Lineage: Eukaryota; Metazoa; Arthropoda; Arachnida; Araneae; Eresidae
Source: RefSeq, a predicted model, not a curated record